GCCUUUAAGGCCCUGGACGCCCGCGCCAGCGAGGUCAGCCGCGCCUCCGCGGCCGACCCCGCCCAGGGGUCUGAGGAGGUCCCCGCGGCCUGCGAGGCCGAGGAGAUUCCGGCUGCUCGCGUGGUUGAGGAGGUUCCCGCAGCUUGCGAGGCCGAGGAGUUCCCCGCAGCUUCCGGGGCAGGGGAGGUUCCCACAGCUUGCGUGGCCGAGGAGGCUCCAGCAGCGUGCGCGGCCGCGGUGGAGGUUCCCACAGCUCGCGUGGUCGAGGAGGUCCCCGCAGCCCGCGUGGUCGGAGAGGUUCCCGCAGCUUGCGUGGCCAUGGAGGUUCCCGCAGCUUGCGAGGCCGGGGUUCCCGCAGCUUGCGUGGCGGACGCAGCGCAGCAGGGUCUGGACACGGCCUACGGCGAGUUCGUGAGGCUCAUGGAGCUGGACCUGCUGGGCGCGUACCACAUCGAGGAGAAGAAGGAGCCUUUCCUCGGGCGCGCCGAGCCGCCUUCGUUCAGCAAGAUGCUUGUUCGGACGGCCACGGGUGGGCCCUACAUCAAGGG
Molecule: messenger RNA, 548 nt
Organism: Prorocentrum cordatum
Lineage: Eukaryota; Dinophyceae; Prorocentrales; Prorocentraceae
Source: the annotation of a GenBank genome assembly